AUGAGAACUGUCAAGGAUCAGCUGAUCGUGGAUGCCCUAAAGGAAGCCCAGACUCCCCAUAACAAGAUAACUGUAGUUGGGGUUGGAGCAGUUGGCAUGGUACAUGCUAUCAGUAUCUUGAUGAAGGAUUUGGCUGAUGAACUUGCCCUAGCUGAUGUUAUAGAAGACAAACUAAAGGGAGAGAUGAUGGAUCUCCAACAUGGCAGCCUUUUCCUCAAAACACCAAAGAUUGUCUCUAGCAAAGACUAUUCCAUGACUGCAAACUCAAAGCUGGUUGUGAUUACUGUUGGGGCAUGUCAGCAGGAAGGAGAAAGUCAUCUUAAUUUGGUUCAGUGUAAUGUGAAUAUCUUUAAGUUCAUCAUUUUCAAUAUUGUUAAAUAUAGCCCUAAUUGCAAGUUGCUUAGUGUCUCCAAUCCAGUGGAUAUUUUGACAUAUUUUGAUAUAGCCUGGAAGCUAAGUGGCUUUCCUAAAAACCGUGUUAUUAGAAGUGGUUGCAAUCUGGAUUCUGCCCAUCUCCAUUAUCUGAUAGGGGAGAAACUCGGUAUCCACUCUUCAAGCUGUCAUGGAUGGAUCCUUAGGGAAUAUGGAGACUCAAAUAUUCCUGUAUGGAGUGGUGUGAAUGUUGCUGGUGUCUCUCUGAAGACUCUUCAUCCUGCUCUAGGACCUGCUGGUGAUUCAGAGCAUUGGAAAGAUGUUCAUAAACAAGUAGUUGAAAGUGCUUAUGAGGCGAUCAAGUUGAAGGGCCACAAUUCCUGGGCCAUUGGCUUGUCUGUGGCAGACCUGGCAGAAAGCAUCGUGGAGAAUCUUAGGAGAGUGCAUCCAAAUUCCACCAUGAUUAAGGGCCUCUAUGAAGAUGUCUUCCUUAAUGUUCCAUGUAUCUUGGGGUAG
Molecule: messenger RNA, 888 nt
Organism: Gracilinanus agilis (Agile Gracile Mouse Opossum)
Lineage: Eukaryota; Metazoa; Chordata; Mammalia; Didelphimorphia; Didelphidae
Product: L-lactate dehydrogenase A chain-like
Exons: 1
Coding region: 1-888 (295 amino acids)
Biological process (GO): carboxylic acid metabolic process
Molecular function (GO): oxidoreductase activity, acting on the CH-OH group of donors, NAD or NADP as acceptor
Source: RefSeq, a predicted model, not a curated record